GUUGGAGCAUUUGUUCGUGUAAAACCGUCCCGUUAUACCGACAGACUGGGUCGAAACAAUCCACAGCUCGUCAAAUCCGAUAGAAAACGCAGCGAAGUGUGCGUGUUCAAACUGUGCUGGUAAAGGUUCGCUGCUGAAGACUGCAUUUUUAUGUCGAAUACGCCACAACUUUGAAGUUGAGCGAAGUGAGAGCGUCAGUCUGCAGGGAAGGAGGACUCGGUGGAUUCGCCUGGGAUCCAUGCAGCCUCGGCCUGACUAGGAUUCUCAAGGCCGCAGCUGCAGGCCAUUUACUGAUGGGUACAUACAGCCUGAGGCAAGAUAUGAGGAGAAUUGCAAACCAUUGAGAAUGACAUGAACAAUGAAGAAAUGAAGACAAGCUACAACAUUGUUGUGUUCAAAGAACUCUUGAAGACUAUAAUUUUCUUGGAAGUACAUAAAUACAAUCAUUGUGACUCUUGGAAAAUUCAUGUCUGGACUUAAUAUAUAAUCAGAGAAAACCUGAAGAGUAACUUAACUGCUUGAACUGUUGUCAGACAAGUUGGCCAGAAGUUGUGAUUACUUUUCUGAAAAAGUACUCCUUGACACAAAGUGAUCAGCAUGAGUGCCGAAGGAUAUCAGUAUAGAGCGCUUUAUGACUACAAGAAGGAGAGGGAGGAGGACAUUGAUCUGCAUGUGGGGGACAUACUUGUAGUAAGCAAGGGGGCUCUGGUGGCUCUAGGGUACAGUGAUGGGCUAGAACAGAGGCCAGAGGACAUUGGCUGGCUGCCUGGCUUCAAUGAAACCACUCAGGAAAAAGGGGACUUCCCUGGGACUUAUGUCGAGUACAUUGGAAAAAAAUGGAUCUCUCCCCCCACACCCAAGCCAAGACCCCUCAGACCCUUACCUGUUGCACCAGCUGUCUUCAAGGCAGAGGCAGACUCCGACUCCGAGCAAGGUUUCUGUCUGCUGGACCUGACCGAGCAGUUUUCCCUUCCAGAGACUGCUCCACCCAUGUUGGCUAAACUGCUGGAAGCUAUUGAGAGGAAAGGUCUAGAUAACCCUACAUUAUAUCGGACAUUCACUGCCGGUGGCGGGCUCGAGGUCAGGCAGUUCUUUGAAUGUGAUACCCCCUCAGCAGACCUGGAUCAAAUGGACCUUCCCGUCCUGUGCGAUGGUCUGCGCAGAUACUUGCAAGACCUCCCCCAGCCUAUUAUCCCCACUGCCAUUUAUGCUCAGAUGGUCCACACCGCCCAAGAGGUGGUGAAUCCUGAGGAGUGUGCUCAGCUGCUGCGUCGCAUUGCCAGCUCACCCAGCCUGCCUCCUCAAUAUUGGCUUACUCUCCACUGUCUGCUAAGGCAUUUCGCUAGAGUGUGCCACAGCGGCCCCAAGAACCUGCUCACUGCCAGAGCCCUGGGCGAGAUCUUCAGCCCCGUGUUUUUCAGACACCAGGCCGCCAGUUGUGAACCCAGCCUGGAUGCUCACGUCAAGGUCAUCGAGAUUCUGGUGACCAGUGAAUGGAGUGAGAGUCAGGCAGCUCCAGCCCUACCUCCAAAACCACCCAAGCCCACAUCUGUGACUAACAACGGUAUGAACAAUAACAUGGCUCUACAAGACGCUGAAUGGUACUGGGGAGACAUCUCAAGGGAGGAGGUCAACGAAAAGUUAAGAGACACUGCAGACGGUACAUUUUUGGUCCGGGAUGCUUCAACAAAAAUGCACGGAGACUACACUCUCACCCUGAGGAAAGGAGGCAACAACAAGCUCAUCAAGAUAUUCCACAGGGAUGGAAAGUAUGGCUUCUCAGACCCACUGACGUUCAACUCUGUUGUUGAGCUCAUCAACCACUAUCGCAAUGAGUCACUGGCUCAGUACAACCCCAAGCUGGACGUCAAGCUGCAGUAUCCGGUCUCCAAACACCAGCAGGAUCAGGUGGUUAAGGAGGACAGCAUUGAAGCCGUGGGGAAGAAGCUGUGUGAAUACCACCAGCAGUUCCAGGAGAAAAACAAGGAGUAUGACCGUUUGUAUGAGGAGUACACCAGAACGUCACAAGAAAUCCAAAUGAAAAGGACAGCUAUUGAGGCUUUCAAUGAAACUAUAAAGAUAUUUGAGGAGCAAUGCCAAACUCAAGAGCGGUACAGCAAGGAGUACAUUGAGAAAUUCAGGAGAGAGGGCAAUGACAAGGAGAUCCAGAGGAUCAUGGGCAACUAUGAGAAGUUGAAGUCCCGGAUCAGUGAGAUUGUAGACAGCAAGCGUCGCCUGGAGGAAGAUCUGAAGAAACAGGCUGCAGACUACAGAGAGAUUGACAAGAGGAUGAACAGCAUCAAGCCUGACCUCAUCCAGCUUCGGAAGACCAGAGACCAGUAUCUCAUGUGGUUGACCCAGAAGGGAGUCAGACAGAAGAAACUCAACGAGUGGCUGGGAAUCAAGAAUGAAACCACAGAGGAUCAAUAUUCUAUGGUGGAGGAUGAUGAGGACCUUCCUCAUCAUGAUGAACGGUCCUGGAAGCUGGGAAAUAUCAAUCGACUACAGGCCGAGGCUCUGCUCCAGGGCAAGAGAGACGGAACAUUCCUGGUUCGGGACAGCAGCAAAGCGGGAUGCUACGCCUGCAGCGUUGUUGUGGACGGUGAGGUGAAGCACUGUGUCAUCAACAAGACACCCUCAGGUUAUGGCUUUGCCGAGCCUUACAACCUGUACAGCUCAUUAAAAGAACUAGUACUUCACUACCAGCACACGUCUUUGGUCCAGCACAAUGACUCUCUGAAUGUGACGCUAGCAUACCCUGUCUAUGCCCAGCAGAGACGAUGAGGGCUUGGAUGUAUCCAAAUGGACAUGAGAAAGGGCCUCCUUCUUUAGAGUGGAGAUGUGCUUCGACUCGAGGAUUAAAACAAGGCUGUCUCACCCAAUGUAGACUUUGAAACACGAGAGGAAAGGAUGCAACAAAACCUGAAACAUUUCAGUGAAAGCCUGACCAUGAGCAGUGACGAGUCUGAAUGUAGAUUUGUUUCUCUUUUUGUGGGAGCACAGAAUCAAGCAGAACCUGCUGAACUCUCCCCCAGUGGAGGACAUGGAGGCCUUUUCCUAAUGGUGCUUGUUAUUUUCAAAGCUUUACCAGCUGGAAUGUCUAAACGCAGCAGAUAAUUCUCGAUGGAUCCGUACCCACUGGCCACAACUGUCUUGUUGCCCUCCGUUUUGUUUUUCCCCUCAUGCCCCCCCUUUUUGUGUGUGUGUGUGUGUGUGUGUGUGUGUGUGUGUGUGUGGCUGUGAGUGAGUGUUUGAUUGUCCAUGUGACCAAAACCCAUGGAUUCAGGAAACUGUGCUGUGUUGGGGGUGUCAAACACAUGCUUGUGCUGACUGUUCAGUAGCAGACCAUGGAUCAGCUGAUAAAUGUAGCAAAAUGGCACUUUUUGACAAAUUAUUUUUUGAAAAGACUCAUAUGGACUUAAAUCAGAGGAGCAGAGAGGACAAGAUGGCAAGACCCAUGCUUUCCCAACGUUGAGCAUUAUAGUGCAGGAAUGAACUUGACAUUUACUGUGGGCAGAUAAAACUAUGAAUGGACUUGUAUUGAAAUGUUUCAUUAUGUACAUAGAGGAAAAUGUGCAAAGUAAUGAAUCUAAGUGCACCAUACCAAAAAAAGUUCAGUUCCUGUUUGGUUAUAUUCUGAUCUGCUAUGCAAUUCUAUAUCUCUUUUAUUUCUUCAGAUUUGUGUUGUAUCCUGUUGCGACCCAUGAUAUAAGCUUGUUUUAUUGCUUGAAAAGUAUCUUUUCCUGUGUAAAUAUCCAAGAGGAUAUUUUGUGUCAAAAUGCCAAGAUAAAAACUGCGUUUGAUUUUUAAAGAAAAUAAUAGUAACAUAUACUUUAUUACAAAUUACUUUAUCAACUGGUAUACAAAUGGAAAAGAUGAGUAUUUUAUUAGUAUUUUUUGCUUCAAACUAAUGUUCUCAGGCAGAGCCUUUUGAGUAUUUGAGCUGCUUCAUUCACAGAAACUUUCUUACAGAGCUAGGUCUACAUGUAGUUCUUUGUUGAGAUGUGCAAAGAAUCCAAGUGUGAGCACUCUGAGCAUGGAUUGAUGGGAGCAGGUUCUGCUGCCUGCAGCAACCUGAACGAUGCAUGUUGUACACACCUUUUCAGCCAUCUCCAUGAAAACAACAGCAUAGAUUUAUUUUGUUAUAAAACAUGUUCCCACACAAGGAUAUCAAAGCAAACUGGUGUUUGGAAUUGAUGGAUAUUGUUAUUAAAGAUCAAUUGGGAGACAUUUUAUCUUCCCAUAUACAUUGUCCACAUAGUAUUUUUUCUGUAUCAGAAAAUCAGUGUUUACAUGGGUGUAUCAGCUCAUUUCAGAUAGUCUGUAAUUUCUUAUUUCCAGAGGACGUUAUAUGCCAAUGAAUGGUGGUGCUGUUUGACGAGUACCAAAAUUUAGCAGCCAACGCUGUAGAAGUUAUCGUUGCCACCUAUAUUUUCUUACCCAUCUUCAGAAUGAUGCAGGUCCAUGGCUCAAGUGAUUUAGUGGAUGUGUAAGGCCAGUGGAUUGUGGAAACAUUUGCAGAACGUGGUUUAGAUUACGUCCUUAGCUUUGGAGUUUGUUACUUUGGCCAGCAGAAUUAUACCAAUUUUUGAACAGUAACAUUUGGCAUUAUUAGCCUAGCUGAUGUGAAAAGUUGUAAAUUAGAUCGGCCAGAUCAGUCAACUAAAUUAAUUGGUCUUCAUGCCCAUUCUAUUGGAAAAAAAAAAAAUUAGACAUUGCAGCCAUAGUGCUAUUCGCCUUAAAAUAAUUUAGAUGUUUUUCUCUGUCUAUCUCUCUCUCAAAAUGUACUCUGAUCAGCAUAGCUGUCAAGUAAACUCUUAGUUUCAUAUAUCCUUAUAAAUAACAUUAAACAAAUUAGUUGUAUGAACAUUAACCUAUUAUAAUUUCGACUUUCCCUUCCAUUUCCAUUAAGAUGUGACAUUUUUUUUUUUGUUGUUUUUUUUUUCCCACAGUCUUUGGCAUCAUUGUGGGAAUGGUCCACGUGUAUCGGCUAAUUUUUGUUGUUCAAAAGCAGUCACAUAUGUCAUUGUGUAUCAAAAGAAAUGUCGCCAAUAUAUGAUGAAUUUAAUAUCCCUUUGGAAUAGAAUAUUCUGUGUCCAUAAAUGUGUUCUGGUAUGGAAGUUCCCUUUUUUUUUUUUUUAUUGUGUUUCAUAAUCUAUUUCAUGAUACUUUGAGCCCCCUUGGCAGUUGAGCUGAACUGCUGCAGAGUUUAAGCCACGCAGACAAUUGAGUGCAAACUGUAUAAUUUGUUCUACAGAUGUUUGACCAAAUGAUUUGUCUAAGAUGUUCAUUUUCUCACACAGAUAAUUUGUCUGUUAGCACACCGAUGUUAACUUGUCAGGUAUCGUUGCUUUCAUUGGUUCAUCUGAGGCCACUCAGCAGAGCCGGACGGCUGGUACUGUGGAUACUUGACCUCAUAUUGGAUACGUUCAUUUUGCUGUAAGAAAUUUCAUCUGAUUUUAUCUACAUCACCAGGCUAAGUUGAGAUAGUCUUAUUUGUUUACUAUCUUUAUUUUCUGUUGCCUGUUGGAAAACACGCACCAUUUUGAGUUUUCUUUCUUUCGUCACGGCUAUAUGACAGUUUUUUUUUUUAUUAUUCUUAUUUCAAACUCAUCUUUUUGUGGGUGUCAGACAUGAUGACAGGAUUGAGAUUCAUGAGUGGUCCCCAGUUUUGCUUCACAUCUGUAUUGGGCUUUGUUAAAACAAAAUAAAACACUUCUUUUUACGAAUUAA
Molecule: messenger RNA, 5733 nt
Organism: Myripristis murdjan (pinecone soldierfish)
Lineage: Eukaryota; Metazoa; Chordata; Actinopteri; Holocentriformes; Holocentridae
Gene: pik3r1
Product: phosphoinositide-3-kinase, regulatory subunit 1 (alpha)
Exons: 15
Coding region: 598-2784 (728 amino acids)
Biological process (GO): insulin receptor signaling pathway; phosphatidylinositol phosphate biosynthetic process
Cellular component (GO): phosphatidylinositol 3-kinase complex
Molecular function (GO): protein binding; 1-phosphatidylinositol-3-kinase regulator activity
Source: RefSeq, a predicted model, not a curated record